Molecule: messenger RNA, 1138 nt
Organism: Tilletiaria anomala UBC 951
Lineage: Eukaryota; Fungi; Basidiomycota; Exobasidiomycetes; Georgefischeriales; Tilletiariaceae
Product: Metallo-dependent phosphatase
Exons: 4
Coding region: 183-1004 (273 amino acids)
Biological process (GO): retrograde transport, endosome to Golgi; intracellular protein transport
Cellular component (GO): retromer complex; endosome
Source: RefSeq, a predicted model, not a curated record
GCUAUUUUGAGUCCAAGGUCGAUCCGGAAUUGGCUGGAGCUUGUCUCUCUUGAGUAGAACGCUCCCCGCAGAAGGCAUUUCUGCUGUCGUGACAUCAAACGCCUGAUCCGGAUCGAAACUCGCCAGCGGCGCCUCCAGCGAGACCAAGCAGCCAAAGAGCAUUGAUUCAUUCCCAGCUGACCAUGCUCGUCCUCGUGAUCGGAGACCUUCAUUUACCGUACCGCGCCCAUGAUCUUCCACAACGUUUCAAAAAGCUGCUCGUUCCUGGAAAGAUCCAGCAGAUCAUCUGCACGGGCAACAUUUGUGACAAGGGGACGUAUGACUAUCUGCGGACGAUAGCCGGUGACGUUCAUGUCGUCAAAGGCGACUGGGACGAGAACCCACACUUUCCUUCAUCUCUUCUGCUGCAUCACCCGCCGCUUCGGAUAGGUGUCAUGCACGGGCAUCAGAUUGUGCCGGCAGGCGAUACGGAUUCUCUCUCAGCACUUGCGCGUGCGAUGGACGCAGACAUCCUCAUCACGGGCCACACGCACAAAUUCGAAGCUUUCGAAUUUGAAGGACGCUUCUUCGUCAACCCAGGGAGCGCGACCGGAGCCUGGCACAGCGCAUGGCCGAUUGCUGACGAGGAUGAGAAGCCGGGUGGAUCAAAGGCCAAAGAGGAGGGGGAUCCCAAGGAGGCAGCCCCUGAAGCGGCUGCGAAGGAAGAUGGAAAAGGGGAGUCUAAAGCCGAGUCGAAAUCGGAUCCGGAAGCCAAAGCAGAUGAUGGGAAAGCGAGCGAGCAGAAGGGCGAGUCAAAGCCGGCAGAAGGCGCCGAGACCGCUAAGGGUGAAGGUGCCGAGAAGAAGAGCGGGGGGCAGCCCCAAAAGCCAGCACCCGGUCCAACGCCUAGUUUUGCACUGCUCGAUAUACAGGGCACGACCGUAGUCACAUAUGUCUACCAGCUCAUCCAAGGCGAGGUUAAAGUCGAGAAGAUCGAGUACGAUGGCCGGCGAGGUGCACGGUGAUCGGGGAAAUGCUAUUACAGGUGCCAACAAUUUGUUCAGUGCAAGUAGUGGAGGUCAUGCCAGAAGCGCUGAGAGGCGCAGUGCGACCCGGACUCGCUCGUGCCAGGCGUUGCACUCAACCGACUCGAGUAGAC